AGAACCCAUUUAUAUAAAAGUACUUCUGUCUUUGUUUUAUUAAUUUUCAUCUGAUAUUUUUACUCCUUAUGAACAUCCUCUAUUUAGUUCAGUAUAAUUAUUGUACCACCCAACUAAGGUUUUACCACAAUCAAUUUUAUAAAAUAAACUUAAUUCUUUCUUCGAAUACUUAAAAAAAUUCAUAAACUUUAUUCCGCCAUAGUCUAUUUCCCAGCCUUCAUCAUAUAUCAUAGUCCAUGUGCCUUCUCCUAAUUCACCAAGUACUUUAUUAUCUUUUGUUAGUUCAAUAUCAAAUGUCUAUUAUACGCCUUAUAUUUUACCAUUUGAAGCUUUAAAACUUGUAUUUGGAUUAUCUGGAACUUCAUGUCCACAUGUUACCAUUGAGCGACUAUUACCCUUUACUAUUGGGUGUGAUAUUUAUAUCUACCAUUUACCCACUAUUUCACUUUUUACACAAUGAACGGGUAAAUCAGCAUAUGCUAUUAAAGGUAAUAAUAUUAAUAAUAUUAAAUAGGGCUUUUGCAUAUUUAUAUUUUGUUUGAAAAGUAUUUUUC
This is a messenger RNA of Ichthyophthirius multifiliis, 554 nucleotides long. RefSeq lists its product as hypothetical. The transcript has a single exon. The record is from RefSeq and is a predicted model, not a curated record. Lineage: Eukaryota; Ciliophora; Oligohymenophorea; Hymenostomatida.